Molecule: messenger RNA, 1543 nt
Organism: Helianthus annuus (common sunflower)
Lineage: Eukaryota; Viridiplantae; Streptophyta; Magnoliopsida; Asterales; Asteraceae
Exons: 5
Coding region: 692-1543 (283 amino acids)
Source: RefSeq, a predicted model, not a curated record
ACGCGAGAAUUACCCAUGGCUUAAUUGCAAAUACAAUGGAAAAUCAAAGAGACGGAGGGAGUCUGUUUAAAUUAAAUUUCCUUGUAUACUGGAUGACCUUCUUUGCAGAAAUUACAAAGGCAACACUUGCAAAUGAUAGAUGUUUGCUCGGUGUAGAAGAUGUUGAGAAAAUAAAAAAUCUAGAUUGGUGCUCAUAUCUACUCGAAACAUUGCGCCGGACACGAGCGGGCUGGAAGAACUAUAAGAUACAGUUCGUGGGACCUGUUGCCUUUCUUACGCUUCUAUACACGCAUGAGUACAACAAAAAGCUUAACCUGUUUGAGAAAGCCGUGGAGAUACCGGUUAUUCGUUAUAUAACAUCUUCGGAGAUUGAUAAAGUCGAAGAUCAUAUUUCGGAUAACGGACCUCUAUGGAUAUCAAGUGAGAGUGAAGAAGAAGAAGAAAAUGAAGAAGAAAAUGAAGAAAAAAAUGAAGAAGAAGAUGGUCCUCUGGAGGAUGAUUAUACACUACGACCACCGGUUGACACAACGAUAUGCUACAAAAGAAGGACUGCGCGCGCAGUACAAAACGAAGAAACCGGGCAGAGCCAAAAGAUGACGAUAUCAUUGAUGAUUUCAUGGAUUUCAGUUUUGAAAUUCAUGAAAUGUCUCAGAUGAACAUUGACUUUGAAGUUGGAACGUAGACACAGAAAAUGAUGGAUUAUUACAACACUCCUGCUCAACUUUCACCAUCGGUAUUCUACGACACAGCCCACGAACAACAACUAGAGGCUUCGAGAGCAAACAAAAAGAAUCUGUUGAAAAAGAUGAAAGCAAAUGUCAAAAAAUACCUUAAAAUGGUUAAAGAUGUUCAAGAGAUGAACAACGUAGUGUCAGAAGCAAAAACUAAGUGUUUUUGGGAUUCGGAGGUUAUGAAGGCUUAUAAGGAGUGGGAUCAGACGCUUCAGAAUAAUCCCAUUUGUGUGCCACCUGAUCCGGUUCAAGAGCAUGAAACUGCAGCCUCUCCUGUUCAUCAAGAACCUGAAACCCCAGCUUGUGAAGUUCAUCAUGAAGUUACUACACACGAAGAAGGUAGAGAGGAUGAAGAAGCUCAAAAAGUAAUAUCAACAGUUUUGGUACAAAUGGCAUCAGAAGGUAUACUGCAACCAGAUGAUGGAGGAGUCACAGACACCCUUAUCGCAAACAUUCAAACUGUGGAACCGGGUCUCGAUUCAGAAGAUAAAGCACGUUUAGAACCGGUCGAUUUUCCCCUCACCGGAUUCUGUAAUGAAGUUGUAUUCCCAUCAGGGCAAAUCGCUUUCCCGGUGACUUUAUCAGAUGGCAAACAUUCACGAACAGUUACAGUCAAUUUCAUGGUCAUGCCAGCAACAUCACGUCAUGAUGUUUUGCUCGGAAGAAGGUCACAAAGAGAAUUCAGCAUGAUCACUUCCAUUCCACAUGCUGCUUGUGGAUUUCCGACAGAAACCGGAGUUGCAAUUCUCUAUUCAAUCAAAGAAGUCAUGUCUGUGGACGAUGAACCACCAGCAAAGGUAGUCAAAUCUUAG